AUUUUGUUUUUGGGUUUUUUAAGAAAUUUGUGAAAAUUAAAAAAAAAAAUCAAUCAGAGCCUCAAACAAAGCUGUGUGUGUUCAUCUUCUGGGGUCCCAAAGGAAUCCGAGGCUUCUCUUUCUCUUCCCUCUCGUCCGAAUCUUUUCCUUUUUCAGGGACCCACUAGGAGAUAAAGAAAUUAAUUUGUGUUUUUUAAAAUAUUUUUCGUUUUAUAUACGUUAGCUUCUCAAUCUGUGAUAAGCCUGGUUAAAUUUCUUUGGUUCCCCUGUCUUCUUCUGCUCUCUUUACUUGCUUCUGCUUUAUUUUUUCGGAAAACGACAAUUUUCCGAGAAAAUAAAACGAGAGAAAAAUGCUGAGUCCUUACUCGUUAUCUCUGUGGUGUUGUUAUUAACCCAUUCGAACCUUCCAUUUCUUGCGGUCUUGCCUGCUAUUCUGCCGAGUUUGCAACUUUCCCGAGGAAUUCUCCAUGUGAACACCAAGCCUAGCUAGAUUUCUCUCCGGGAUCGACUGAAUUCUUAGGAAUUCUUCACUUUCCAAUUUCGGUUUCUCGCCGUGAUUUUCUCGGAAACUGCAAAUUCCGAUCAAUUUUCUGGGAAACUGGAAAUGGAAAGUCGCCCGAGAAUGACGCUUUAUGAUCAAAUGUCUGCCGUUGACGGCCGCAGAGACUCGCUUGCCGGUUCGACCCUCGAAGCCGCGAUGGCAAGCCACAAGAUAGCAUCCGAGCCGAGCCGCCGCCAGUUUAACAGCAGCCGAACCCUCUCGGAUAUUAUUCGAGAAGAUAAUUCCAACACAAGGGACAAGAAGUCUUGGAAGAUCUUCAAAGACAAGCUCUGGCUCAAGCGCGCCGGAUCUGCUUGGUUCUCCGCAAUUCACAUCCCGGCUCUGGAUAUCUCUAUCCCUAACCGGAAUAACAGCAACUCGGACGCCCCAUCCACCAGUAACCCACCCGAAUUCUUAGGCCAGAUCUUAAACCAAGCACGAUCUUCCCCCAACGAUGCCUUCUCCGGCGAGUCAAUUCACCAAACUUCGCGCCUCGAUUCCUUCCGUCGAGACGGCGCCGUGACUUUCCAGGAUUGCCUGGACAGCGACGACGGAUCCGAGUGCGACGACUGGGAUCCGGCGCGUGAAGGCACGCGCCGCCUAUCCACGAUUUUAUCAGAGGAGAGAGCAUUGUCCGCGAGAGAAGCAGAGGCCGCCGCCGCCACCGCUGCAUCGGCGGCAGCACAGGGGGAAGACGAGCCGGUGAGAAUGUCGCUGACGCUGAUGGAUUUGCUAGAGGAGACAGACAGGCAAAUGGGGUUCGAUGCAUCACAAUACAGAACAGGAUAUGAAGAUGAUGACGAAGAAGUGUAUCAGAGAGUGAAAGUGGAGAAGGAAGAGGACGAAGACGAAGAAGAAGAAGAAAGCAAACAGUGGAGCAUACAGGAAAACUGUUGCGUGUGUAUGGUGAGGCAUAAAGGAGCAGCGUUUAUACCUUGUGGACACACAUUUUGCAGACAGUGUUCGAGGGAGCUUUGGGUGAGUAGAGGCCAUUGUCCGCUCUGCAACAAUGUUAUUCUGGAAAUUCUUGACUUGUUCUGAUUCAUUCAUCUUUCAUCUCCAUUUUUCCCCUUCAGUAUUAUCUCUCUGAUUCCAUAAUUUUUUUUUGGUCUCUGUAGUUUUUGUUUUUUUUGGGUCAAAACAAUAUAUAAUUCUCCCUUGUAAAGUGGAGUUUGAGGUAUGAAUUAAAAAAAAAAAGUGUGGAUGACGAUGACGAUGAUGAUGAUGAAUAGAGAUGGAAUUUGUUGAUAA
Messenger RNA from Prosopis cineraria, 1792 nucleotides. RefSeq lists its product as uncharacterized. The transcript has a single exon. The coding region runs from base 605 to 1582 and encodes 325 amino acids. The record is from RefSeq and is a predicted model, not a curated record. NCBI's taxonomy places the organism in Eukaryota, Viridiplantae, Streptophyta, Magnoliopsida, Fabales, Fabaceae.